Cuscuta campestris is the source of this 1479-nucleotide messenger RNA. Lineage: Eukaryota; Viridiplantae; Streptophyta; Magnoliopsida; Solanales; Convolvulaceae. The record is from the annotation of a GenBank genome assembly.
CAAAAGAGGCCAGAAGCUCUUCUAGCCAAAAAAACAAACACCCCUGAUACUAAAAAGUAAAAACCAUUGUGAUUAAGAGGAAUAUUCUUAGAGCCGAAAGCCAAGAACAUCCCGUGAAUACCCCCGAAAAGACUGUUGUUGGAAUGGGAUCUCCAAACGGCGUUUCAUGCGAAAAUCUCCCACAAUUCCUAUCCUCUUUCGUCGACACCUUCGUCGAUUUCUCCGUCAGCGGCGGCCUCUUCUUGCCGCCGCAACCGAACCCACCUCGAAGUCCCGACGCCAGCGUAACCCCCGACUCCAAUGCACCACCACGGCUGCAGACCGUAUUCCGAGCGCCGGCCCGUCUCAUCGCCAUCGGCGACCUCCACGGCGAUCUUCCUAAGACCAAGGAGGCGCUCCGCCUCUCCCGGUUAAUCGACGACCGCGAUCGAUGGUGCGGCGGAUCCGCCACGGUUGUUCAGGUUGGAGAUGUACUCGACCGCGGCGGCGACGAGCUGAAGAUUCUGUAUUUUCUCGAGAAAUUGAAGAGGGAGGCCGCCCAGGCCGGUGGCAGCGUGAUCACGAUGAACGGUAAUCACGAGAUUAUGAACGUGGCCGGAGAUUUCCGAUAUGUGACCAAACGAGGUCUUAAGGAAUUUGAGAAUUGGGCUUUGUGGCAUUCUGUGGGGAAGAUUUUGAAGGAGAGGUGUGAAGGUGCAGGGGAUAAAGAGUCCUUCAAGGACCCCUUUGAUGGGGUACCCUUCGAAUUCCCAGGGCUUAAGCCAGAGUAUAUUGCAGGAAUUAGGGCACGCAUUGCGGCGUUAAGGCCCCAUGGACCUAUUGCAACUAGGUUUUUAUCACAAAACCAAACUGCUGUGGUCGUUGGGGAUUCAAUUUUCGCGCACGGUGGACUCUUGCCCAUACAUGUGGAGUAUGGGUUGGAGAAGCUGAAUGAGGAGAUAAGAGAAUGGAUAUCGGGGGCGAGGAAGACGGUUUGGAGGGAGUUGGUCAAUGGGAGAGACUCGAUCGUUUGGCUGAGGAAGUUCUCGAAUCAGGUGGAGACCGAUUGCGAUUGUUCCACCCUUGAGCAUGUGCUGGCUACCGUUCCGGGCGCAAAGAGGAUGAUCAUGGGGCAUACCAUUCAACGGAGCGGGAUCAAUGGGGUUUGCAAUAACCAGGCUAUAAGGAUUGAUGUUGGCAUGUCCAAAGGGUGUAUCAAUGGAUUGCCAGAAGUCUUGGAGAUAGACGGGGAGUCAAGAGUGAUGAUCUUGACAUCAAAUCCUUUGUAUCAAAGUGGCAAUGAUAGUCGCAUUGACGCCGGAGCUAAAGAUAAAUAUGAACAUGAUGGCUUCAAGUUCCCUCCACAGAAAGGAGGAAGGCAAGUGGAGGUUAAUGCUUGAUUCUUUACUUGGUUGCCCGAAUUUGAGUUUUGUCUCGCGGGAAGCUCGGUUUGUGAUGAUUCCUCUAGGCGGGGUUCUUCACUCACUUAGAGCUCGUUCU